AUGAGUUCUUCGGACCAUACCUUCACCACGACUGCUGUCGGCUGGGCCGUGAUCAUUGGUGUCAUCGGCGCUGUUGUUCUCCUCCGCAGUCCCAAGACCAGAGCAACCACCGCAAAGACGGUUGCGCAGGCAAAGCAAGAUGUCGGUGCCGAUAUCGCUUCCGCCACGGCUGCCUUGAAGAAGAAGGCCGAGAAGGCGACCAAGCAGAAGCCCAAGCCCAAGCCCAAGCCCUCGACGAGCGAGAAUGCUGCUGCUGCCACCACCACCACCACCAGCAACUACGAUCCUGCGGCUGAGGCUGCUGCGAAGCGAGACGAAGCUCGUGCCAACCAGGACUUCGCGCAAUCCUUGGCCAAGAUUAAGACAGGUGCCCAGUUUACAGCACCCAAAUCUGAGAAGAAGAAGCAGAAGUCCGUCAAGCAGUCGCAUGCUCAAGAGGCCGACACCCCUGUUGCCCAGCAGUCAGCACCUUCCUCAGCGGCCGGUGACGCUGAUGAUGAUCUCUCGUCAGCUGCUUCUCCUCAGGCCGCUCCUGCUGAUACCACAGGUGUCUCGGACAUGCUCGAGUCUCCCUCAGCAGGACCUUCGGUGCUGCGCUUGACCGACACGGACAAGGUCAAGGCUAAGCCCAAGAAGGAGAAGGCCCCGGCUGUCGUUGAGACCAAGAAGCAGCGACAGAAUCGUCUGAAGAACGAGCAAAAGAAGCUCGAGAGAGAACAAGAUGAGAUCGAGCGCAAGAAGCUUGAAGAGGCACAGCGGCGGCGCGCUCGAGAGGCCAGGGGCCAGGCUGCCAAGGACGGAUCUACCUUCACUAACAACUCCAACGCCUGGACAGCAAAGACCAACGGUGACUCUACACCGAAAACUGUUCAGCCGCUCGACACAUUCGAUGAUCUGGUCCCUGCUGCCAACACCCCGAAGCCUUCAACUCCCCAGCCUGCUGCCACCAAGCAGCCAUCUGACUCUUGGGCAUCGUCGCUGCCUUCGGAAGAGGAGCAAAUCGCUCAGGUCAUGGAUGACUCGUCUGCCUGGAGUGAGGUUACUAACAAGAAGACCAAGAAGGGCAAGAGAUCCGACGAAGCCGUGGCUGAGAAGCCUCUUUCCGCCCUUACCCCUGCCCCAGUAUCCCAGGCUCCUGUCCAUGUCAACAAGUCGAAGCCAGCUCUCAGCAGCCACUCGUCUUUCGCCGCCUUGACUCCCGAGGAGACGGCCGACGAUGAGGUCGAGGAGGAGUGGGAGGUCUGA
Truncatella angustata is the source of this 1245-nucleotide messenger RNA. RefSeq lists its product as uncharacterized. The record is from RefSeq and is a predicted model, not a curated record. The transcript has a single exon. Lineage: Eukaryota; Fungi; Ascomycota; Sordariomycetes; Amphisphaeriales; Sporocadaceae. The coding region runs from base 1 to 1245 and encodes 414 amino acids.